Messenger RNA from Malassezia globosa CBS 7966, 921 nucleotides. RefSeq lists its product as uncharacterized. Gene Ontology annotation, molecular function: damaged DNA binding. The transcript has a single exon. Gene Ontology annotation, biological process: nucleotide-excision repair, DNA damage recognition; UV-damage excision repair; base-excision repair. The record is from RefSeq and is a predicted model, not a curated record. NCBI's taxonomy places the organism in Eukaryota, Fungi, Basidiomycota, Malasseziomycetes, Malasseziales, Malasseziaceae. Gene Ontology annotation, cellular component: nucleotide-excision repair factor 1 complex. The coding region runs from base 1 to 921 and encodes 306 amino acids.
AUGUCAGACAAAGAUGCAUCAGCAGAUCAUGUCCAAGCAAAUCGAAUGCUGGCUCGCAAAAGACUUCGGGCCAUGGCAGCGCAACGCGAUCACGCAGGACCGUCGUCAGUCCGAGACGCCUCAACCCAACGCAGUCACCACACGCCACCGGCAUUGUCAGGUCCGGGUUCAGGUCCAGGUUCGCAAGCGCUACCUCGUGAUAAGGCACUCGGUGACUACAUCGAGUUCGAUCUUACACGGCUACACAAUUCCAAGGGUGGAUUUCUGGUUCAAGAGCACGAUGGCAAGGAUGCAAUCUUAGCAUUAGAGGAGCAGCGCAAAGAGCGAGAACGAGAAAAACAGCGCCUCCGCGAUCAAAUGGAGCCGGGUGUGAGUCUUGACCCAACCACUCGACCAGUGUGUGAGAUGUGUGGCUCAUCUGAUAUCAUGUAUGAGCCUUUUUUGCGUGUAUUCAAUGUGUGCGUGUGUCGGUCAUGUGAGCGCGAACAUGCUGAGCGGUACAGCCUGCUGACGAAGACGGAGGUGAAGGAAGAUUAUUUACUGACAGACGCCGAGUUGGCUGAUGCCGAGCUGCUUCCCCAUCUGUUAAAAAAGAAUCCGCACAAAUCUACCUACAGUAACAUGAUGCUGUUUCUUCGUGGUCAGGUGGAAGCGUAUGCAUUUUCCGAUGCCAAAUGGAAGUCCGCUGAAGGCCUCGAUGCCGAGUAUCAGCGGCGAAAUGACGAAAAGGCGCGAAAACGCACACGAAAGUUUCAGCAGAGUCUAGACCGUCUUCGGAAGAGAACUAUUCGUGAUAAUAUAUGGCAGCAACGUCGCGACGCACAGCAUGUGCAUGACUGGCAGCCGCUUCGUAGCUCGAUGCCCACGAACCAGCAGCAGUGCCGGAGUUGUGGUCAGCGCGUAACGGUGGAGGAAUUGUAG